Messenger RNA from Trachemys scripta elegans, 2503 nucleotides. RefSeq names its product heparan sulfate-glucosamine 3-sulfotransferase 5 (gene HS3ST5). Gene Ontology annotation, molecular function: [heparan sulfate]-glucosamine 3-sulfotransferase activity. The coding region runs from base 632 to 1669 and encodes 345 amino acids. NCBI's taxonomy places the organism in Eukaryota, Metazoa, Chordata, Testudines, Emydidae. The transcript has 5 exons. The record is from RefSeq and is a predicted model, not a curated record.
CGCGAGAGAGUUUGUGUGUGAGAGACUGGAGGGGGCGGGGGUGCAUCUGCUGCUGCCGCUCCCGGGCACAGGGGACUGGCAGUGCAGGGACUGGGGCUGCUGCUGCUGCUGUGCCCGCGCCGCGGGAGCGCGCCCUGCUGCACCUGGCCCCAGCCUCUCUGGGAUGUGCAGAAAACGCGUCCUGAACUCCGCGACUUCUCCCCGUCUCCAGCAGUGCGUGUGAGUCUCUCUCCCACACGCAGCAGAUCCACUCACUCUAGGGUCUCCUGCGCGGGGCUGAGCCGCCCUGUGUGCCUGGCUGCUGAACAGCGAAACCCGACCCGCUGCCCCCGCCUCACCCCUCCUGCUUUUCAGGAUGCCCGGAGACAACAAAGAAUAGGUGCACCUUCAAAAAAAAAGUCAACAAGUUGCAUACCAUUGCAGCAGAGAUGUCUGAUUUUCCCAUCUGCAUAUCUGGAAUCGCUUUAUCACUUGGUUAGUCUCAUUAGUAAGCACUGAAGACUUCUGGGUAUUGAAGACAGAUGAAUUAAAUCCUCUUUGAAUGUUCAUGAUCUAAGGUAGAUGUAUUGGAUUCUCUGGAUGUGCAUAAGGACACGAAGACUGAAGAAGUCCUGAAGAUUGAUGGAGGGCCAUGCUAUUCAAACAGCAGGCGUUGCUGAGACAGAAGCUCUUUGUGCUAGGCAGCCUUGCUAUUGGAAGUCUCCUAUAUCUAGUUGCCAGAGUUGGGAGCUUGGAUAGGCUGCAGCCCAUUUGUCCCGUUGAUGGUCGAUUUCGACCCCAUGGCCAAGACGAGAUCCCAUUCCGAGCUCUGCAGUUCAAACGUGGGCUGCUCCAUGAGUUCCGUAAGGGCAACGCCACUAAAGAGCAAAUCCGGCUUCACAAUUUGGUUCAGCAGCUCCCUAAGGCCAUUAUAAUUGGGGUGAGGAAAGGAGGCACCCGUGCACUGCUUGAGAUGCUGAACCUCCAUCCUGCAGUGGUCAAAGCUUCUCAAGAAAUUCACUUCUUUGAUAAUGACGAGAACUAUGCCAAGGGUAUUGAAUGGUACAGGAAAAAAAUGCCUUUUUCUUACCCUCAUCAAAUAACAAUUGAGAAAAGCCCUGCAUAUUUUAUCACAGAGGAAGUACCUGAAAGGAUUUAUAAAAUGAACUCAUCCAUCAAAUUACUGAUCAUUGUCAGGGAACCCACAACAAGAGCUAUUUCUGAUUACACUCAGGUGCUGGAGGGGAAGGAAAGAAAGAAUAAAACCUACUACAAAUUUGAGAAGCUGGCUAUUGAUCCUAAUACCUGCGAAGUGAACACUAAGUAUAAGGCAGUGAGAACCAGCAUCUACACAAAACAUCUGGAGAGAUGGUUAAAAUACUUUCCAAUCGAGCAGUUUCAUAUUGUAGAUGGAGAUCGGCUCAUUACAGAACCACUGCCAGAACUGCAGCUGGUGGAGAAGUUCCUAAAUCUUCCUCCAAGGAUAAGUCAGUACAAUUUAUACUUCAAUGCCACCAGAGGGUUUUACUGCUUGCGAUUUAACAUUGUCUUUAACAAGUGCCUGGCGGGUAGCAAGGGACGCAUUCAUCCAGAGGUGGAUUCCUCUGUCAUUACCAAAUUGCGCAAAUUCUUUCACCCUUUUAAUCAAAAAUUUUACCAGAUCACUGGGAGGACAUUUAACUGGCCCUAAACUAAAUUUCAUACGACACUAUGUGUUGCACCUGGAGACAAGCAGCAAUGUCUCUUCUAGAGUAAAAAUAUGCACUUUUCAUAGACACAACUAUCAAACUAACUUUUUUUCAUGCAUACGUGUACAUAUGCAGUGUGUGACCAAAUAUAAGGUGGGAUCAAUUUUUCUACAGAGUAGUAACUAACAUAACUUUACUCUCUACAUAGUUGCAUCAUUUUAAGCUAUACAAAUAAAGGACAAGGUAGUAUUUAGGGGAAUAAAUUCAGAUACUGUGCAAAAGGGUCAGUGUUCCUCUUGCUCAAUAAAAUUUCUUAUGUGACACAUUUAUAGACCCAGACAGAAUGUUAGUUUAGAACAUGCAAAUUCACCUUGGAAUUGUGUGUAGCUGUGAGGGUAUAUUGGAAAGUAUAACGUUCAGGCUAUAUUAAGUAUGCACCUUGCUAAAGGAAUACUGACACUUUAAAUACAAUGAUGAAUUGUUACAGUGAAACUGAAUAAUACUAUUUUCUUAUUAUUUGAAAAGAAUAUCCUAUCUCGUACAAACAAAAUUGGUUCAAAGUUCCUGUGGUGAGUUUGCACUAUUGUUUUAUUGUAUGGACCAUAGUGUCACUUGUAGCAUGUCAAUCAUGUGUCAAAAAAAUCAAAUAAUUUUUUCUUCUAUGCUUGUGUGUCAACAAAGAGAAACAUGUAUAUAGUGUAUAUUGUUUGUAAAUACUGGUUUCACACUAAGUAAUUCUAUUUUGUAAACUGAAUAUGGCGAUUUAAUUUAUUGUGAAAAUUAAAUUUAUUGUGGUAUUUAAAAAUGGAAUGGAUUAAAAUUACUAUAUGUGCAAC